This is a messenger RNA of Hemiscyllium ocellatum (epaulette shark), 1069 nucleotides long. Its product is annotated as interferon alpha-13-like. Bases 1 to 1050 code for a protein of 349 amino acids. Gene Ontology annotation, biological process: defense response. NCBI's taxonomy places the organism in Eukaryota, Metazoa, Chordata, Chondrichthyes, Orectolobiformes, Hemiscylliidae. The transcript is spliced from 7 exons. The record is from RefSeq and is a predicted model, not a curated record. Gene Ontology annotation, cellular component: extracellular region. Gene Ontology annotation, molecular function: cytokine receptor binding.
AUGGGUCAGAAACUAGCCUUGAGAGUUUGGGUAAUCUCAUCGGGAAAUGAGAGCCUCCCUCCAGUGAGGGAGCGGAUUGUGACCCAGGUGAAUGUGAGCGGAGACAGGGAGCAGCAGCCGGUGAGCCGGGCCUGGGAGCCGGGCUCCCUGUCAUCUCCAACCCGGGAUGUGGGAACGGGACAAGCGCGAUGUCAACACACCGGGACACGGGGGAGUCCCGCAGUCGGGGGUCUCUAUAAUCCGGAUGAGGACAUCCAGCCCCCAAUACACAGCCUGACUCCCCCUGCCCCAACCGCCAGCUUGGCAGUGCCAGUGAGAGCAGCCAGCAGUGCCCAGGCUCACACUCACAGCACUCGGCAACACAGGCGCCCGCUCCCGGAUCCCAAUCCGCUCCGAUUGCACAUUGACCGCUUUCUCAGCUUCUACCUCGGUGCUCCCUUCUGGCUCGGUGCAGCAUGGCUCUGGGGAGGAUUUGGAGAUUUUGGACGCAUGGCUCUGGGGAGGAUUUGGAGAUUUUGGACGGUGCUGGUGUUGUUGUCCGGGACCCUGAGUCUGGGCUGUGAGAGGCUGCACUUACAGCAAGUUCUCAACACAGAGACUCUGAGCAAACUGCAUGAAAUGGGCGGUCCCUUUCCCGGACACUGUUUAAGGCAGAGGUUCUCCCUGAAAACCAAGCCCUUGGACCUGGUGAAACUUUCGGACGGAGUGGGGACUCAGGACAGGAUUGAGCUUAUCCAUCAAACCCUGCACCACAUCAACAAGAUCUACAGCAUGAACCUGGGUUCAGUACCAUGGGCCUGGGACAAGGUGGAAAACUUCCUUCUUCUCCUGGAGCAACAGCUGAGAGAGUUGCAAGAUUGUCUGAGUAAACCAGGAUCUGACCACAAGUUGAAGAGAAAUGCUGCCAUUCAACAUUACUUUAGGAAACUGGAAAAGUUUCUCAAACUCAAGAAAUUCAGUGAAUGUUCCUGGGAAAUCAUCCGUGCUGAGACUAGAGCCCGUUUACAACAGUUGCUUAUCAUUAUGGCACAAGUCAGCAAAAGAAACUGAAAAGAACAUAUUUACUGCA